GCGCUGGGCAGGGGAAGCCCUUGCCCACUUGCCCAGCGUGGAUUCUCUGCUUCCCUCCAGGAAAACUUAGAUGAGGAUUUUUUUUUUUUUUUAAACAUUUCCUUGCAUGGAUUUUUUUUGUUUCUAAGUGGUGGCGCUGCUCGCCGGAGCUCGCAGACCCGGGGAGGCACCUUCAAUCCGGACGCCGACUUGUAAAUCGCCCACCCGCGGGAGCAGAGGUGCGAGUGGCGAGCGGGGUCCGGCCAGGUGAGCUCGCGUCCACCGGGGAGCGCGCCGCCCUGCCCUCCGCCGGCCUCGCUGGCCCUCCCCUCCCUGCUGCGAGCCUGGUUCCAUUUUUGCAACCACCUCCGAGGUCUGUGGAGUUGGAGAGGGGCUGCCGGUCCUGUCUGCUAGGGCAGCGCCUUCGGAUGAACUGCGUUGCGCACUGAAUCAUGCACGGCUUGACCGAUUCCUCUUCAUUUCGAGGAGAGAAGCCAAGAUAAUUUUUUAUUUUUUUCCUCGUGGGGGAAUGGUGUAGCUCUUUUGCUUCUCUUCCACUUCCAGUUUGUCACAUCUGUCCAUACCCAGCUUCUACUGGAAAACACGUCCCCUGCUGACUGUGUCUCAUCAGGAAGGCUAUGAUGGGAAUGCAUGGGAGAGCUUCCUGGAGGUUGUGUCUAACUCAUUGCCUCAAGCCCGGAAGACCUUCCCUUAGAAGCAGGAGAGCCGUCCAGUGGGGCGUUUGACUCCCCAACCUCAGGCCGCGUCCUGGAAGCGGAAGGAAAUGGAUGAAGGCCGCGCAGGGGUCCCCAGAGGCGCGCUUCCCGCGGAGUAACGGAGGGAGGCCUGCGUGGGGCGCGGGGCGCGGGGCGCGGGGCGCUGGCAUGCUGGACGCAUGGCCCUGGCCUGAGCGACGAUGGUCCGCCGCGGGCUGCUGGCCUGGAUCUCUCGGGUGGUGCUGCUGCUGGUGCUGCUCUGCUGUGCCGUGUCCGUUCUCUACAUGCUGGCCUGCACCCCGCGAGGUGACCAGGAGCAGCUGGGGCUGCCCCGGGCCCACGGCCCCACGGGCAAGGAGGGCUACCAGGCGGUGCUGCAGGAGCGCGAGGAGCAGCACCGCAGCUACGUGAGCAGCCUCAAGCGCCAGAUCGCCCAGCUGCAGGACGAGCUGCAAGCGCGCGGCGCCGCCGCCCAGGACCUGGACCAAGACCGGGCCGGUGGUGGCACGGCCAGCCUGCGCCCCGCCUGGGGCCCGGCCGCCGGAGCCCAGGCCGACCUGCUGGCCUUCCUGCGGGCACAGGUGCACAAGGCCGAGGUGCACGCCGGCGUCAAGCUGGCCACGGAGUACGCGGCGGUGCCCUUCGAUAGCUUCACCCUGCAGAAGGUGUACCAGCUGGAGACGGGCCUGACCCGCCACCCCGAGGAGAAGCCCGUGAGGAAGGACAAGCGCGACGAACUGGUGGAAGCCAUCGAGCUGGCCUUGGAGAGCCUCAACAGCCCCGCGGAGAGCAGCCCAGAUCAGCGGCCCUACACGGCUGCCGACUUCAUAGAAGGGAUCUACCGAACAGAAAAAGAUAAAGGCACUUUGUAUGAGCUCACCUUCAAAGGGGACCACAAACACGAAUUCAAACGCCUUGUCCUAUUUCGACCAUUUGGCCCUAUCAUGAAAGUGAAACAAGAAAAACUCAACAUGGCUCACACGCUUAUCAACGUUAUAGUCCCCCUGGCAAGAAGAGUGGACAAGUUCCGGCAAUUCAUGCAGAAUUUCAGGGAGAUAUGUAUCCAACAGGAUGGGAGAAUUCAUCUCACUGUUGUUUACUUUGGGAAAGAAGAAAUGAAUGAAGUCAAGGGAAUACUUGAGAACACUUCCAAGGCUGCCAACUUCAGAAACUUCACCUUCAUUCAGCUGAGCGGUGAGUUUUCUCGAGGUAAAGGUCUGGAUGUCGGAGCCCGAUUCUGGAAGGGAGGCAAUGUGCUUCUCUUCUUCUGUGACGUGGACAUCUACUUCACCUCAGAGUUCCUCAACACAUGCAGGCUGAACACACAGCCAGGCAAGAAGGUGUUUUAUCCCGUCCUUUUCAGUCAGUACAACCCUGGCAUAAUCUACGGCCAUCACGAUGCAGUCCCUCCCUUAGAGCAGCAGCUGGUCAUCAAGAAGGAAACUGGAUUCUGGAGGGACUUUGGAUUUGGGAUGACCUGUCAGUACCGGUCAGACUUCAUCAACAUAGGUGGGUUUGAUCUGGACAUCAGAGGCUGGGGCGGAGAGGACGUGCACCUGUACCGCAAGUACCUGCACAGCAACCUCGUCGUGGUGCGCACGCCCGUGCGGGGCCUCUUCCACCUCUGGCACGAGAAGCGCUGCGUGGACGAGCUGACCCCCGAGCAGUACAAGAUGUGCAUGCAGUCCAAGGCCAUGAACGAGGCGUCCCACGGGCAGCUGGGGAUGUUGGUCUUCCGGCACGAGAUUGAGGCUCAUCUCCGCAAGCAGAAACACAAGACAAGCAGCAAAACGUCAUGAACGCCUGGGCGAGGAUCUGGAGAGAUAUUUCUUUUCUUUUUUUUUUUUUUUUUUUUUACAAUUAUUGAAAAGGUGGGUGCAAGAAGAAAUAGACUUCCAUUUAAAAAAUGGGAGAAAAAUGUAUCUGUUGAAUAAAAGAGAGAAGAGAGCCUUCCAUUUGCAUCUGGCUCUGUGUGGGGAUGAAAACCUUCACCUUGCCUAUCCCUGAUGCACAGCAGGGAGUGGUGGUGAGAUGCUUUGGGACGGUGUUUACAGCAAAAUGAGAUCUCCCUGAAGUGUUCGUGACUUCAGACCCAUUUUCUAGAAGGUUCAUUCGGAUGGAAGGUGAGCAUGAUUUUCCUCACAUGUGGGAUCCAUAGAAGAGCUGCAGUUUCCAAGGACGCUGAAAAAUCAGAAGGCAGUGAGAGACCCGUGUGAAAUGGGCCAGUGUGUCAUCAUGCCACAACACCCCCCCCCCCGCCACCCCGGGACACUAAGCAAACAAAGGGACCGGGAACAAACUAUAAACAUUGUGUCAAUUUACCCUCAAGACUAACCAAAAAUAAUCAUCUCAUCUAUUUUUUAUCAUCUAAACAUCUCCAUUCAUUGAAAAAAAUGCACUUUUUUUGUUUCUGGGAUAUAUUCUGCUUGAGUUCUCACUUGCAAGCCUUCAUAAGAGCACAAUAUAGCAUAAUCAUUUUUAUAUAUUUUUUAAAGAGUCUUCUCUUCCUCCUCUUUUGCAGAGUUUCUCUAUUGAGCCCAGGCUGGCCUUGAACUUGGGAUCCUCCUGACUCAGCCUCCUGAGUGGCUAGGAUUGCAGGUGAGCACCACCAGGCUUAGUUAAGAAGAGAUUUCCAUGCACAUCAUCAUGAGAACUUUCAGCUACAAGUAUCUGACUGACAGCACACUUGAGGACUUGCCGAACAUGGAUGAACCAGUUCUGGAAACCCAGAUAAAGCUCAGCGUGGGGCUACUGAAUGUGCCUUAGGGGCGCUUUACCUGAAGACUGUCUGAAGGAACAGCUAAACACUGGAGAAAAGGAAAAGACACUUCCAUCUUAACUGAAAGGGAAAAACACUCAAACUGACAAUACCUGGUUAUAUUUAAUAGAGAAAUACUUUCUCCUCAGAAGACAUGGGGGGCCACUUUCUUACCUGUUUAAAAUAAGCCAAAGUUACGAACCAAACAAUCACUUUUCAAAGCAGGGUGCUCUUCCUGGCUUCUGGCUUCCAUAAGAAGACAUGCAGAAAAAAAUAUAUAUUUUGUGAAUAAUCAAUCCAUCAUUCUGGUGAGAUGGAAGAUUUUGCUACAUGUUCACUAACUCUAGGGUAGGUGGAAGUAACUUAAUUAUUUUUAAAAUUAAGUCGCUCUACUCAGUCACCAAGAUGCUUCUGAAAAUUGCAUUUUAUUACACUUUCAAGCUAUUUUUUAAAAAUAAAUACAGUUAACAUUGAGUGGUUUCCAUAUCCAUGUGAGAAUUAUUUAUUUAUUAGCUAGCACCAGAUGCAUGAACUAAUUAUGUCUCCUGAUUCCUUGCUUUCUGUUUGCCCACAGUAAGCUCAUUAUUUAAAGGCUUCAAGAUCAUUCAAGCUGCUUGUGUGCUUUUCUAAAAAAGGCAUUGUAUUGAUUUGUUCUGGUAGUUCAUAAAAUUUAAUUAAAACGCAAGACAUGAAUGAAAGGUGGCUUUGCACAGCUAAUAAAAAGUAUGAUUUGUGGAUUUUA
Molecule: messenger RNA, 4195 nt
Organism: Jaculus jaculus (lesser Egyptian jerboa)
Lineage: Eukaryota; Metazoa; Chordata; Mammalia; Rodentia; Dipodidae
Gene: Csgalnact1
Product: chondroitin sulfate N-acetylgalactosaminyltransferase 1
Exons: 10
Coding region: 896-2494 (532 amino acids)
Cellular component (GO): Golgi cisterna membrane
Molecular function (GO): glucuronosyl-N-acetylgalactosaminyl-proteoglycan 4-beta-N-acetylgalactosaminyltransferase activity
Source: RefSeq, a predicted model, not a curated record